Arabis nemorensis is the source of this 918-nucleotide messenger RNA. The record is from the annotation of a GenBank genome assembly. NCBI's taxonomy places the organism in Eukaryota, Viridiplantae, Streptophyta, Magnoliopsida, Brassicales, Brassicaceae.
AUGUCUGCAGCACUGAGCUCGUCUCUCUACAUUUCCCCAAAGAAACCUCCAUGUCCACAACAAUCUCACUCCACAGUCUUAUCCACGAAACCCACCACCAUUAAAACCACUCUCCAAAGCCACCCUCUCUUCACUGUCGCCGAUCAGACCGUAACCCUCCAGAUGAAAGAGAAGAUCCUCUGUCUCGAGCUCAUGGGAAUUGACUCAGGCAAAGCCCUCUCUCUCAACCCUUCUAUCCGCUCAGCCUCUCUUGACUCAAUCGAAUCCGUCCUCCAUUUCCUUCAAUCAAAAGGAAUCUACCCAAAUGACCUCCCAAGGAUCUUGGGGAUGUGUCCAACGAUCCUAACUUCCGACAUCAGAACAGAACUCAACCCUGUCUUCAUGUUCCUGACGAGUGAUCUCAAUGUCCCUGAGAAUGAGUUCAGAAAAGUCAUCAAGAAAUGCCCAAGGCUCCUGAUUAGCAGUGUAGAAGACCAGCUCAAGCCUGCUCUUUUCUACUUGCAGAGACUUGGUUUCAAGGAUCUUGAUGCUCUUGCUUACCAAGAUCCUGUCUUGCUGGUGUCUAGUGUUGAACACACUCUCAUCCCAAAGCUUAGAUUCUUGGAGAGUAUAGGUUUCUCGAGAUCGGAAGCGAUUGGAAUGAUCCUUAGAUGUCCGGCUCUAUUCACAUUCAGCAUAGAGAACAACUUUAAACCAAAACUCGAUUACUUCAUGAGUGGGAUCAAAGGCAAACUGGAGAAUUUAAAGGAGUUUCCGCAGUAUUUUGCUUUCAGUCUAGAGAAGAGGAUAAAGCCGAGGCACUUGGAAUCGAUUGAGAGAGGUUUAGAGCUGCCAUUGUCAUUGAUGCUUAAGAGCACUGAUGAAGAGUUCGAGCAAUUGCUCCUGCUCACAAAGCCAUCUUCAGUUGCAAAUGUGUAA